GAUGGAACUGGAAAUGAUAAUAAUCAAAAACUUGAAACCAGACUUACUUGUUUUCUUGAUGGCGCUGCGACUGUCGAAAAUUCUUCUCAGAGUCAUAUAUUUAGUGAUCGUAAGGCCUCGUACGAUCUUACAGUUAGUCAAACGAAUACCAUGGUGACUUGUGUAUCCGCUAUGAAACUUGAUACGCACGACCCU
This is a messenger RNA of Funneliformis caledonium, 195 nucleotides long. Lineage: Eukaryota; Fungi; Glomeromycota; Glomeromycetes; Glomerales; Glomeraceae. The record is from the annotation of a GenBank genome assembly.